This is a messenger RNA of Morus notabilis, 2625 nucleotides long. RefSeq names its product probable inactive receptor kinase At4g23740. Gene Ontology annotation, biological process: protein phosphorylation. Lineage: Eukaryota; Viridiplantae; Streptophyta; Magnoliopsida; Rosales; Moraceae. The record is from RefSeq and is a predicted model, not a curated record. The transcript has 3 exons. Bases 508 to 2439 code for a protein of 643 amino acids. Gene Ontology annotation, molecular function: ATP binding; protein binding; protein kinase activity.
UCCCUUACUGUUUUGUCCCUUAAGUGUCUCUAUCCACAUGCAAUUUCCUGUUCGUGCGCUAUAAAAUAUUGCAGCAAAAGCAACGCAAACCUGCUCUCUCUCUCUCUGAUUCUUAUUUCUCACACUGACUGAUCUAUUUAUUUUUCUAAUAGUUUUCCCAGGCCUGUUCGCAUGUGGUGAUGCUGUUUGAGCAAGCAAAUACCAGCUCAUCCCCAUUAUUAUCAUCAUCAUUGUCGAUGACCCACCUUGGGAUUUUUCCUCUCCUAUCAGUUUCUCAAACCGCAAGCCUUUAAUGACCCACCUCUGAAUCUAUCAAAAAAAAAAAACCUCUGGUCCAAGAGCUAGAGAAAGAGUAGGAGAGAGCCAAAUAUUGUAGUUGGUAGGUGAUGAAUCUUUAACAACUCUGUGGACUGCUCUGCAAUCAAACCAAAUGUGACCAAGAUUUUGGAAGGAACCAAGUUGUGCUUUUUGCCUGCUUCUUUUGUGUCCUCAAUUCAGACCGAGAAAAUGAUCAAAAUGGUAGAAAAUUUUCUCUUCAUUUUCUCGGCCAUUUUCUUGGUUGGAACAAUAUCAAGUGUCACUGCUGCAAACUUGGAGGAAGAUAAACAUGCCUUGCUAGAUUUCCUUCACAACACUUCUCACUCGCACAGACUCAACUGGGACAAGGACUCUUCCGUGUGCAAAACAUGGACUGGAAUCAUCUGCAACAGCGACCACACUAGAGUGGUGGAACUCCACCUUCCUGGUGUUGGCUUCCGUGGGCCCAUCCCAUCAAACACUCUCAGCCGCUUAUCUGCUCUUGAGUUUCUGAGCCUGAGAGUGAACAGUCUAUCAGGUUCUGUUCCCUCUGAUUUCUCCAAACUUAGAAACUUGACAUCGCUUUAUCUUCAGUCCAACAAGUUGUCUGGUCCAUUGCCUUUGGAUUUCUCAGUUUGGAACAAUCUGACAAUCAUCAAUCUGUCUAAUAAUGGUUUUAAUGGGAGUAUCCCUUCUUCAAUUGCCAAUUUGACUCACCUCACAACUUUAAAUCUCUCCAACAAUUCCCUUUCUGGUCAAAUUCCUGAUCUCAAUAUUGCUAGCUUGGAAGAGCUGGAUUUAGCCAAUAAUAACCUCACAGGAAUUGUGCCUCGGUCUCUCAGGAGAUUCCCAAGUUCGGCAUUUUCCGGUAACAAUCUCUUAUCAGAAAAUGCCACCCCUCCCUCUCUUCCAGCUCAACCACCAACUUCAAAUGGUCGACCAACAAAGAAAACCAAGAAAAAGCUUGGUGAACCUGCAGUGUUGGCUAUUGCGCUUGGCGGUUGCGUUCUUGGGUUUGUGCUGAUUGCUUUGUUGAUGUUCAUUUGCCGCUCUAGAGGAGGAGGCCAAAGUGGGGUGGCGCUGAAACCGCAGAAGAAAGAGAGUUAUUCAAAGAAAGGAGCUUCUGAGAGCCAAGACAAGACUAACAGGCUCUUUUUCUUCCAGGGUUGUAAUCUUGCUUUUGAUCUGGAGGACUUGUUGAGGGCAUCUGCUGAGGUUCUUGGGAAAGGAACGUUUGGGACAACAUAUAAGGCGGCUUUGGAAGAUGCAACCACGACUUUGGCGGUCAAAAGGUUGAAGGAAGUAACGGUUGCAAAGCGAGAUUUUGAGCAGCAAAUGGAGAUUGUAGGGAACAUCAGGCAUGAAAAUGUGGCUCCACUAAGGGCAUAUUACUAUUCCAAGGAUGAGAAGCUUAUUGUGUUUGAUUAUUACGAACAAGGAAACGUCUCUGCUUUGUUACAUGGUGGAAGAGGGGAUGGAAGAACUCCACUGGACUGGGAAGCUAGACUUAGAAUUGCUGCUGGUGCUGCGAGAGGAAUUGGCCAUAUCCACACACAAAAUGGCGGGAAACUUGUACAUGGCAAUAUAAAAGCCUCAAACAUCUUCCUCAAUUCCCAAGGAUAUGGUUGUGUUGCUGAUACCGGUUUGGUGACACUGAUGAACUCAAUGCCGCCACCGGUGGUUCGAGCUGCAGGGUACCGAGCUCCCGAAGUAACCGACACACGAAAGGCAACACACGCAGCGGAUGUCUACAGUUUUGGGGUCUUGUUGCUUGAGCUUCUCACCGGAAAAUCUCCCGUACAUGCCACGGGUACCGAGGAGGUGGUUCACCUGGUGAGGUGGGUGAAUGCUGUGGUGAGAGAGGAGUGGACUGCUGAAGUGUUUGAUGUGCAGCUCUUGAGGUAUCCAAACAUAGAGGAGGAGAUGGUGGAGAUGUUGCAACUGGGAAUGAGUUGUGUGGCAAGAAUACCAGAGAAGAGACCAAAAAUAAAUGAUGUGGUGAAAAGUUUGGAGGAAGUUCGUCAAUUCAAUUCUGGAAAUAGACCAUCCUCAGAUGUGACUAAGUCAGAGAUUUCAACUCCAAUCCCAACACCUGACGUUGCACCUGCAGCAGAGAUAGGAUCAUCAUCUCUUCCAAAGUGAAAUUCUUUCAUCAUAGUUGUCAGAUGUCAUAUAAUUUUCCUUUUCUUUUUUGAUUAAAAUUUAUUCCUAAUUACAAAUGCUUUUGAUGGUUGUAAUAGUUGUUUACCUAUCUAUAACAUUUCACAAGAUAUAUGGUUCUGAGAUUUAUACAAUAUAUUAUUUUGGCAGAAAUUUGUAUAACAUGUU